Chinchilla lanigera (long-tailed chinchilla) is the source of this 1255-nucleotide messenger RNA. It is a transcript of the gene C1galt1c1l, whose product is annotated as C1GALT1-specific chaperone 1 like. The transcript has a single exon. Gene Ontology annotation, molecular function: N-acetylgalactosaminide beta-1,3-galactosyltransferase activity. The coding region runs from base 81 to 1028 and encodes 315 amino acids. The record is from RefSeq and is a predicted model, not a curated record. Lineage: Eukaryota; Metazoa; Chordata; Mammalia; Rodentia; Chinchillidae.
GGGCGGGCGUUCUACACCCCGGGGCCACAGAGACGGCCCCAGGUUUCCCUAGAUCCGCUCACAGCGCCCUGGCCUGAGAAAUGGUUUCCGCUCCUCGGGCAUCAUUUCUUAUGGGUAUGUUGAUUGGGAGCAUUUCCUGGGCUUUGGUAACUAAUCUUACCCAAAUCCACAUUCGACUCGGGGGUCAGACUCGAGACCACAAACACCGUCCCCUUAGGCCACCUAACGGAAAAGAGGUCUUCAGGCUCUCACAAGUGACACGCGCGGAACUCAGCAGAAGUGUACGCGUUGUUUGCAUCAUCCUCAGAGGACCCGAAGACGACAGCUACUGGACUACGCUGAGGGAGACUUGGCCCAAACACUGCGACCAGGCAGAGCCCUACGGGGCGAAGAGCGAUCGUUUGUCCAAUGCAGGAAGAGAUGACAGGUGGGAACACAUGAGGGACACUUACAAAGACGUCUUUGAGAAGUACGGGGACAGCUUCAAGUGGUACUUCCUGGCACUUCCCACCACGUUCGCGGUCAUUGAAAAUUUGAAGUACUUCCUGCUGACCAAGGAUGCAGCGCAGCCUUUCUAUCUGGGCCACACCGCUACCUCUGGAGACCUCGAGUACGUGACCGUGGAAGGCGGAAUUGUCUUAAGUGUAGAGUCGCUGAGGAGGUUCCACGGGCUUCUCAAUCAGUACGACGUGUGUGCGAAUCGAAGCGUGAUUUGGAAUUUAUCCUUCGAUAAGCGGCUGGCAAUCUGCCUGAGAUACGCCGGUGUUUUUGCAGAACACGCGGAGGAUUACGAAGGGAGAGAUGUAUUUAAUACAAAACCAAUUGUAGAUCUUAUUCAAGAGGCGAUGCGUAAUAACCCUCAGCAAGUGGUAAAAGGCUGCUGUUCUGAUAUCGCUAUUACUUUUAAUGGACUGACUCCCCAAAAGAUGGAAGUAAUGAUGUAUGGCGUCUACCGGCUCAGGGCAUUUGGACAUUAUUUCAAUGACACACUGGUGUUCUUGCCUCCAAAUGGUUCAGAAAAUGACUGAAGGAUGGCAAAUACCAGGACGGUGCUGUUCAAGGACACCUGAAAUGUGACUAGUCCAAAUUAACAUGUGAUGUGAAUGCGAAAUGCACACUUCAUUCAAUAACACCUCAUUAUUAGAAGCCUGGAUAGUAUGAAAGUGUAAAACAUCUGGAGUCUGGAGUAAUUUUUUAUGCUGACUCCACAUUGAAAUAUUUUGGAUAUGUUGCAUUAAAUUACCAUUAAAGUUAA